Molecule: messenger RNA, 1035 nt
Organism: Trichomonas vaginalis G3
Lineage: Eukaryota; Parabasalia; Trichomonadida; Trichomonadidae
Exons: 1
Coding region: 1-1035 (344 amino acids)
Source: RefSeq, a predicted model, not a curated record
AUGACACCAGGCAAAUCUUCCAAGACACCUAUCGUCGGGAAUCUAACAACCCUAACUAUGAAUAAUUUACACUUUGAUCAAUCACCUGAUGAUGUUUGGGAGCACUUUUACAAUACACAACCUAAUUCAGAACCAAUUCAAGGUACAAACGUUCAAGCAAGAUCAACAAAUAAUGAAUGCUUCUUAUAUAACUGUAUCUUCAUUGAAAUUACGACCAAGAGUGCCAUUUAUUUUACGAAUACAAGCAAUAAAUUUCUUAACUCAGAUUGUUCAUUUACUAACUGCAGCAGUAAUACAAAUGGUGGAUCUAUAUACUUUAAGUGUAAUAGUUCAAUUGUUCAAUACCGAACAUGUGGCUACAAAUCAAAAACAAACUCUGAUUGGGGACAUCAUUCAUAUGUUGAUUCUUAUUCAAAUAAUAAAAAUUAUCUUUAUGAAAGUUCUUUUUAUUUAUGCGGAAAUUUAGGAAAUUCAAGAAUUAAUUCUCUUUAUUAUGGAAAUAUUGAAGUUAAAUCAAUCAACACAAGUUUCUGUGAAGCAGACUAUGACUCAGGAAUAUUUCUUUGGUAUACAACAAGUCUAAGUAAUGUAACAUAUUCAUCAUUUUGUAACACAACAUCAAAUAAUUUAAUUUUAGAAUUAGAUGUUGGUAACUAUAAUUUUUAUUUUUGUAAUGUUUUGAAUAAUGAACACAAAAAAUCUGAUUAUGGAACAUUCUAUGGAGGUGCAUCAACUGUUCUUAUUGAAAACUGUUCAUUUCUUGGAAACACAGGACCAGGAGUAGAAUUUUAUCAAUGGGGUUCUGGUUCAAUUACAGUUAAAGAUUCUUUCUGUGACAGAAUAGAUAAAACAUAUGGAUCAGUUACAACAAAUAAUGUUCAAAAUAUAUAUUCUAUUCAUCAUCAUUCUCACGUUUCAUCAUAUCUGUGUGAAGCAGAGCUUCCUAUUAUAGAUAAAAAGCCUAUGAAAUCUGCUUUUGAUUUAUAUCAUCAAUUUUCCUUUAGACGAAGGCGUUAUGGGAGCUGCUUAUAUUAA